This is a messenger RNA of Arachis duranensis, 621 nucleotides long. RefSeq lists its product as uncharacterized. The transcript has 2 exons. The record is from RefSeq and is a predicted model, not a curated record. The coding region runs from base 1 to 621 and encodes 206 amino acids. Gene Ontology annotation, biological process: DNA integration. NCBI's taxonomy places the organism in Eukaryota, Viridiplantae, Streptophyta, Magnoliopsida, Fabales, Fabaceae. Gene Ontology annotation, molecular function: nucleic acid binding.
AUGGAGGAAUUGACUCGAAUGUAUAUCAAAGAGAUUGUCAGGUUACAUGGCGUGCCUUCUACCAUUAUAUCUGACAGGGAUCCCCGCUUUACAUCAAGGUUCUGGGGAGCUUUUCAGCGUGCAUUUGGGACUCAGUUAAGCUUGAGUACUACGUAUCACCCUCAGACAAAUGUUCAGUCAGAGAGAACUAUUCAGACCUUGGAAGAUAUGCGAAAGGCUUAUAGUCGUCAGAAGAGCUAUGCUGAUCAAAGGCAGAAGCAUUUGAAGUUUGAAGAAGGAGAACAUGUCUUUCUGAAGGUAACACCAACCACUGGAGUGGGAAGAGCUAUUAAGACUAAGAAACUAAAUCCCCAUUAUAUUGGACCAUUUGAGAUCCUGAAGAGAAUUGGACAAGUGGCUUAUAAAAUUGCUUUACUGCCGUAUCUUUCGAAUUUGCACGAUAUGUUUUAUGUGUCACAGUUUCAGAAAUAUACUCCUGACGCAAGUCAUGUUCUGGAACCGGAGCCAAUCCAAGUAAGAGAAGAUCUAACACUUCCAAUAAUUCCGGUGAGAAUUGAUGACACAAGUGUUAAACGGUUACGCGAGAGGGAAGUAUCAUUGGUAAAAAUAGCUUGGAGUUGA